This is a messenger RNA of Puntigrus tetrazona (Sumatra barb), 591 nucleotides long. RefSeq names its product gastrula zinc finger protein XlCGF8.2DB-like. The record is from RefSeq and is a predicted model, not a curated record. NCBI's taxonomy places the organism in Eukaryota, Metazoa, Chordata, Actinopteri, Cypriniformes, Cyprinidae. The coding region runs from base 37 to 591 and encodes 184 amino acids. The transcript has a single exon.
AACACUUUCACGCACAAAGGAAGCCUUACCAAGCACAUGAGAGUUCACACUGGAGAAAAGCCUUACACCUGCAAACAGUGUGGAAAGGGGUUCAGUUUUCACGGAAACCUGAAAGUCCACAUGAGAGUUCACACCGGAGAGAAGCCCUUCAUCUGCCAGUGGUGUGGAAAGAGUUUCAGUCAGCACGUGAACCUGGAAUCUCACAUGAGAAUCCACACCGGAGAGAAGCCUUUCGGCUGCAAACAGUGCGGAAAGAGUUUCAGUCAAAAUGGAAACCUCAUUCACCAUCUGAGAAUCCACACCGGAGAGAGACCUUUCACCUGCAAACAGUGCGGAAAAGGUUUCAGUCAACUCGGAACCCUCAAUUACCAUAAGAGAGUCCACUCUAGAAAGAAACCCCUCGCCUUUCUCAAUGCCCACAGGCGAGUACACGCUACGGAGAAACUUUUUACCUGCCAACUGUGUGGAAACAAUUUUACUCAUAAAGGAAGUCUCAACAGGCACAUGAAAAUCCACAUUAAGGAGAAGCCUUGCGCUGCUCUCGUGUGGAAAGAGUUUCGGUCAAAAAUCGAUACCUUGACGCUCACAUGA